Messenger RNA from Xyrichtys novacula (pearly razorfish), 345 nucleotides. Lineage: Eukaryota; Metazoa; Chordata; Actinopteri; Labriformes; Labridae. The record is from the annotation of a GenBank genome assembly.
AUGACCGGCGCACGUCCCUCUUCCCUCCUGAGGGAUGACGAAUAUGAGCGGCUGGAAGUGGAAAUCAGUCUCAAGGAGCAAAAAGAGGAGGGUGAGGAGGAGGAGAAACCACUGGCUGUGACAGUGACAGUUGCUUCUCUCUCUGGCUUUUUUUUUCCUCCCUCCUUCCCCCACUUUCUCGCUUCAGCUUCAUCAUCAUCACCACCAUCAUCAUCAUCACCCCUCAGAAACAGCAGCUUCUCCAGCAGCAGCAGAAGAGGAAUCAGCGUCCAUCGACUGCGUGGAGAGCAAAUAAGCAGUGAGCGGCGCUCCAGUCGAAGAGGAAGAUGGGGAAAUGGCAGAUAA